Messenger RNA from Brugia pahangi, 555 nucleotides. NCBI's taxonomy places the organism in Eukaryota, Metazoa, Nematoda, Chromadorea, Rhabditida, Onchocercidae. The record is from the annotation of a GenBank genome assembly.
AUGGCAACUAAAAUCAUUAACCUGACAGUCACUUCUGACUCACGACAAUACCCAUACGAGAAGCGAUAUCCCUCUUCUAUAACCCUUCUCGAACUGAAAGAAAAAUUAGUGUUAGUUGUUGGUGGUUCGAUUGAGUGCAUGCGAACAGAUUUGCGUGACAGGAAUGGGGAAUUUAUAUCAUCGUUGACUGAUGAUCAGGCUACACUAGAGAAAUUAGGCGUAACUGACGACUCGGUGCGUGCGUGGAAGCGACGUUUGAAAAUAAAGUAUAAUGCACUUGCUGCAGCCGAAAACGAAGCAAAGCAAUUCAAGAUUGGUGAUCGUUGUGUGGUACAUGUAUCGAAUCAGAAAGAGCGAAAAGGAAUCGUAUCCUACAUAGGAUCAACAAAAUUUAAAGAUGGUUGUUGGAUUGGUGUCACAUAUGAUGAACCGUUUGGUAAGCACGACGGAAGUAUUGAUGGUGAAAGAUAUUUCACUUGCCAAAAUAAUCAUGGGGUAUUUGUACGACCUCGCGAUGUGAAGAAAUGUGAGGACGAGGAAAUGGAAGAAAUAUAA